AUGGUUCCAAACCUUCAAAUUAGAGUGCCAGUUGGCAGUCCAAAAAAGUUUCUCGAGUCUUCAUGCUCAAGCCCAACCACACCAGUUUCCUAUAAUUAUAACCACCUUCAAUUUGAACAAUACCAUUACCACUACCAGCAUCAGCAUCCUCAGCCUGUACCAAAGCAGCACCAGCAUUAUCAGCACCAGCAACAAGCUCCAACUCAUCAAGCCCCUACUUCUUCUCCUGUUAUGUCUACCUCGGAUAAGGUUGGCUAUAUUCUUAAUGACACUUAUUACCUAAUUAAAAUUUUGGGCUCAGGAGCUUGUGGAACAGUCUACUAUGCAAAGUGUCUGACAUCUGGGAAGGAGGUAGCCAUCAAGACAAUGCUUAAGCCAGCUCCUGGCUUUUACUCUUCUCCAACAACUGCGUUAAACCUGGAAAAGUGCCACUAUAAUAACAAAAACAACAAUAAUAAUAAUAAUAAUAAUAAUACUAGACAUAAUCGCAUUGUUGCGACUCCAAUUUCGCUGUUACCAGAAGAUCUUGUUGGUAAUAAUACAAACUCUGCUGAGUCACCUCGAUCGAGUCGAUCUGCUAACCCCAAUAAGGCGCUUUACAAUGAAGUUUAUUUACAUUCAUCAGUCCACAACCACCCCAAUGUCCUGCAAAUUCUUCAAGUACUGGACUCUGAGCACUAUCUUUUUGUUGUGCUUGAGUAUUGCCCUUUGGGUGAUUUGUUUACAGCCAUUACAGAGCGUAAUUGGUACGUGGGCGAUGACAAUUAUGUCAAAGCCAUGUUUACGCAAUUGCUGGAUGCAGUUGACCACUGCCACCGACGAGACGUUUACCACUGUGAUCUCAAGCCAGAGAACAUCAUGGUUGAUAAGCAAGGACGCCGACUUAAGAUUGCCGAUUUUGGAUUAGCGUCGAAGAGUCAAAUCUGCACCGUUUUUGGGCGCGGUUCUUCGUAUUACAUGGCUCCGGAGACCAUUCCAGAGAAUGUUAUUUAUAGACAUGUGCCAAAAUCUGCUUUGGCAGCACCACAACAGGGAGAUCAGGAUAAACCACGAGACGUGUUGGAGCACAAGCAUUUGGAAGCUCAACGCAAGGCAGACAUUGAGCAUCGCAAGCGUUAUCACAAUAAAAAGCAGUCGAAGCGGCCAUUGCAGAGUAAAGGUUAUCCACGAGCUUCGAGCGAUGUGUGGGCUCUUGGUGUGAUUUUACUAAAUCUCGUAUUUGGUCGAAAUCCAUGGAAAAAAGCAUCACUGACUGAGGACUCGGCCUACCGAGACUACUCGACCAAUCCAGAGACUUUGAAGGGAGUACUUCCAGUGUCUGAGGAGUUGAACCAGAUCAUGGCACAGGUGUUUCACCCAGACCCAUACAAGCGGAUCCAGAUUCCUGAGUUGCGCAAGCGUAUUUUGGCAUGCAAGAAGCUGACGAAUCCGUCACCUAACUUUACCUGGUUUCAACCAUUUGUCAAGAAGGCUGAGCAACAGCAGCAGGUUGUUCGUACAGAUGUCAGAGUUAAGAAGGAGGAACAACCACGCAAUGUUGACGAUAAUUAUCAGGUUAACGGUGCAGUAACCUCCGCCGCACGCAUUCCACAACAGCCCCAGCAGCAGCUGCAGCUGCCCAAACCAGCUCAGGCAGUGCCUCAGCCCCAGCAACCCCAACAGUCAGUUCAACAGCAACAAGCCGUUCAUUCCGAGCAUCAAGCUUUGGAAAAGGUGGAGAAGCAGCUCACGUCAACUACCACAGCUGGGCUCCAAGGAUCUUCGGGAUCUUCUACAGCUCCAUCGUCUGCUAAUUCGUCGACUGGACCCAGUUCUUCAAUUGUGGAAUCUGUUAUUGUAACUCCAGCAGUUGGCGACAAUACGGUACAUCCCAGCCAGGUCUACUAUUAUAAUAGUCCAGUUGAGUCUCCUGAAAAUUGUGAAAAGGAUCAGCAGAAACAACAACAACAAGAGCAGCAGAAGCAGCAAGAUAAGAAUGGCCAGGUUAUUACGGCAGUGCGGGAGACUACUAGCAAGAAGCCUCCUCAGCAAGUUACAGUCAACCAAAUUGAGGACUUUGACAUGGAUACUGUGAGCACCACAUUGAACGCUAGUGCUGGCACUAGCUUUAAUCGGUAUAGUACAAAGAAGCCUGGAUCUGUGGGCAGUAUUUUCAGCAAUACUACUAGAGUCGGGGUUCUUAGUAACAUUACGAAUAAUAACAAGAUUGGGAACACGAUUAACCUUUCUCCUCCUAAUAGCAUUGCGACGACCAAUUAUAGUAAUGCUGAUGACUAUUAUGGGAACAAUAGCAUGCACUCAUCUUCGCUAAUGUUUUCAUCAACUUCGGGCAACUCGAGCGGGUCUGGCACUGGGAGUCCACAGCAACGUAAGCGCAAGACUUAUGAAGAAGAGUUUACUGCAACGGGGAUUAUUGGAGGCAUGAUUGGGAGUCAGUAUCGGGGUGGUAAGAAUGCCAGCAUUAAUCAUAGCUUUGGAGUGUAUGUUCCUUGUGGCAAUACUACCAUUAGCAGCAACAAUAGCAUUUUAGGAUCUUCAUCUUACUUUCAUCAAGUGAAGGUUCAACAACAGAUUCAACAACAACAACAUCAGCAGCUAGAUGGAGAAAAAAAUAGCCAAGAUAAUACUCAGUACUUACUUGAAGAGCAGCAGGAUCUGUUUGAAUACGAUGCACUGAGCAGUUAUACUACGUCGAAUGUGUCUAGUAUUUCAGUGAAUAGCAACAAUACGACUACAACGACAGCAGCAACAAGUGCGACUAACAAUAGCAUUGACUUUAAUACAUACCGUCAAAAGUACAAUAAGAAGUUGAACCAAAAGCCAACGACGAUGAUUGCAGCGGCUGCGGCUGCAACUGCGGCUGCGGCGCACUCGUUCCAGCGCAAGAUGGAAUUUUUGUAUUAUCAAUCGCGCGGCGGAAGCGGUAACAAUAACAAUGAUGGGACCAAGAUGAACAUUGUGAAUAAUGUUAAUUACAAUUACGGGAGUUUCAAGAGAUUUAGAUCAAAGAGUUUCUCAUCUGCAUAA
This is a messenger RNA of Magnusiomyces paraingens, 3027 nucleotides long. RefSeq lists its product as uncharacterized. Lineage: Eukaryota; Fungi; Ascomycota; Dipodascomycetes; Dipodascales; Dipodascaceae. The transcript has a single exon. The record is from RefSeq and is a predicted model, not a curated record. Gene Ontology annotation, molecular function: protein kinase activity; ATP binding. Gene Ontology annotation, biological process: protein phosphorylation. Bases 1 to 3027 code for a protein of 1008 amino acids.